This is a messenger RNA of Papaver somniferum (opium poppy), 1293 nucleotides long. RefSeq names its product probable mediator of RNA polymerase II transcription subunit 36b. Gene Ontology annotation, biological process: rRNA methylation; box C/D sno(s)RNA 3'-end processing. Gene Ontology annotation, cellular component: box C/D methylation guide snoRNP complex; small-subunit processome; nucleolus. Gene Ontology annotation, molecular function: rRNA methyltransferase activity; RNA binding; histone H2AQ104 methyltransferase activity. The record is from RefSeq and is a predicted model, not a curated record. The transcript has 5 exons. NCBI's taxonomy places the organism in Eukaryota, Viridiplantae, Streptophyta, Magnoliopsida, Ranunculales, Papaveraceae. The coding region runs from base 118 to 1053 and encodes 311 amino acids.
AAAUUGUAAACCCUAGCUAAACCUUCACAACAAAUCUCUUCCUCUCCAUCUCAGUUUCUCCGAAAUUUCACAGAGAAGACAAAAGUCGGCUCACAGAGUUACUCUCAAUCAGCAACGAUGAGACCUCCAAUGACCAGAGGACGCGGCGGUGGUGGAUUCAGAGGAAGAAGUGAUGGCGGCGGCGGUAGAGGCAGAGGAGGAGGAGGUAGAGGUUUUGGAGAUGGAGGCGGUCGUGGUAGAGGAAGAGGUGGAGAUAGAGGCAGAGGAAGCGGUGGUAGAGGCAGAGGAAGAGGAGCAGGUCGUGGUGGUGGUGGAAUGAAAGGUGGAAGUAAAGUUAUUGUUGAACCACAUAGACAUGAAGGUGUUUUCAUUGCUAAAGGUAAAGAAGAUGCGCUUGUGACUAGAAAUAUGGUUCCUGGUGAAGCUGUUUAUGGUGAGAAGAGAGUUUCUGUUCAGAAUGAUGAUGGGACAAAGAUUGAGUACAGAGUCUGGAAUCCUUUUAGAUCAAAGCUUGCUGCUGCUAUCCUUGGUGGUGUUGAUAACAUAUGGAUUGUACCUGGAGCUAGAGUUUUGUAUCUUGGGGCUGCUUCUGGAACUACUGUGUCUCAUGUGUCUGACCUAGUUGGACCUACUGGUAUUGUCUAUGCUGUGGAGUUUUCACAUAGAAGUGGAAGGGAUUUAGUUAACAUGGCAAAGAAGCGUACCAAUGUUAUACCUAUCAUUGAAGAUGCUAGACAUCCUGCUAAGUAUAGGAUGUUGGUUGGAAUGGUUGAUGUUAUUUUCUCUGAUGUUGCUCAACCUGAUCAGGCUAGGAUCUUAGCUCUCAAUGCUUCAUUUUUCCUUAAAAAUGGUGGUCACUUUGUGAUAUCAAUCAAGGCGAACUGUAUCGACUCCACAGUUCCAGCAGAGGCAGUGUUUGCACAAGAAGUGAAGAAACUGCAGCAAGACCAGUUCAAGCCAUCUGAGCAGGUCACACUAGAGCCUUUUGAGCGUGAUCAUGCUUGUGUUGUUGGUGGUUACAGGGUACCCAAAAAAGCUAAACCGUCUGCUUAGGACUGGACAGAAAAGUAUCUUCUUCUGUUUUAGUAAUGGAAGGCUAUUAGUUAUGUUUAUUUUGGUUUUGAUCCUAUGUCUGGGUUUACAUUUACAUUACUUUUUCUGGUCUUUUUCUCGUUUAAGUUAUCUUGUAGAUACCUGUUCCGGAAAUGUGGAAUCCUGGUAACUAGUUUCUUGAUAUAUGUGAUCAUCAGAAUUUAAAGAAGCAUAUGAUUCUCGUCUUAGCUCAAGUUUGAA